AUGUCCACAUCAGGUGAUCACAAAUUUGAUGUUUGCGUUGUUGGCAGUUGUAAUGUUGAUUUAAUCAGUUAUGUGAAUCGUACACCGAAAAUUGGUGAAACAAUUGAAGGAAAUAAAUUUGAGAAAGGUUUUGGCGGCAAAGGUGCUAAUCAAUGUGUACAAGCAGCGAAACUAGAUGGUAAAGUUGCCAUGAUAGCCAAGCUUGGUGAUGAUGUCUUCGGUCAAGAUUAUCUGGAGAAUUUGAAAAAAUUAGGGGUCAACACAGAUCAUGUUCUGGUUACGAAGGAGGCAGCGACUGGUGUUGCUCCAAUUAUUGUUGAUAAAGAAGGUUGGUUGGUUUGUCUUGUAGCUUUGAUUUUCAUCUAUUCGUGUCUAUCAGGUCGAAAUUCGAUCAUUGUCAUUCUCGGUGCUAAUUUGUUAUUGAAUGAAGAUGAUAUUCAAAAAGCGGAAGAUGUUAUUCGUCAAUCGAAAGUUGUCGUUUGUCAAUUAGAAAUUCGGCAAGAAACUGUAGCGAAAACAUUCGAAAUAGCACGGAAACAUUCUGUUUUAACAAUUCUAAAUCCAGCACCAAUGUCGGAGAAGCUCGAUCGUAAUUUACUGAAAAUGGCUGACGUCAUUUGUCCCAAUCAAACCGAAGCAGAAAUUUUGUGUGAUCGAUCGGUGGAGACCAUUGAAGAUGCUAAAGAUGCUUGUAAAAAAUUAUUAGAAUUAGGCAGUCGAAUCGCAAUUAUCACCAUGGGUGAACAAGGUGCUGUAAUCUUAGAUGAAAGUGGUCAAUGUGAACAUGUGAAGAUUGAGAAAUGUUCAUCAGUAUGCGAUUCAACAGGUGCUGGUGAUUCGUUUGUUGGAACUUUAGCCUUACUAAUGGCAAGUGAGAAGAAAUUAACAUUGAAAGAACAAGUUAAACGUGCAUGCCGUGUAGCAAGUCAAUCCGUUGAGAAGAAAGGAACACAAACAAGUUAUCCCUCAAAAGAUGAACUUCGAUUUAAUCUAUUCGAGUGA
This is a messenger RNA of Adineta ricciae, 1002 nucleotides long. The record is from the annotation of a GenBank genome assembly. NCBI's taxonomy places the organism in Eukaryota, Metazoa, Rotifera, Eurotatoria, Adinetida, Adinetidae.